Angiostrongylus costaricensis is the source of this 250-nucleotide messenger RNA. NCBI's taxonomy places the organism in Eukaryota, Metazoa, Nematoda, Chromadorea, Rhabditida, Metastrongylidae. The record is from the annotation of a GenBank genome assembly.
UUAUGCUAGUUAUUUAAGAAACUUCAAGAAUCUCUGUCGAUCCCCAUGUCUUGAUGGUCCGAGACGCAUAAGAAAAUUUGGAUAUUGGUGUCCGUCGCGAUUGGUUGCUCUAUCGAAGCUAUUACGAGAAGAAACGAUUAAUUUCGCUUUUAGCUGUUCAUCAUGGGUGGCGAAUGGCUUCUGCUCAAGUACGUUCUACACCGCACAGCAGAAGCGACAAUACUGCGGCAAAGCAUGCAACCUGUGCUAG